CUCACACGUGUAGACAACCCCGCAUGCGCCAUCUCACUAGGUAAAUGGCUUGUUGUGCCUCUGUUUGAGUUGCUGUAGUCGCCCGCCGCCAUCCACGUCGAUGUGGUUCCUCGAACACGAAAGCCUCUUCGGAGGCAAGCGCGUGUGGCUUCGCCCCGGCUCUCAGCAACUGUUUGGCCGGACCAAGACAGAUAAGGAUGCGACGGAAGGGCAGUCGUGGAAGAUCGAAAAUAAGGCCGUGUCACGGAAGCAUGUCAUGCUGAAGGUGCUGGAGCCGUCGCCCGCAGACGGCACGAACCUGCAUGCGAGGUCGCAGAUCGAGGUCACCGAUCUCAGCUGCCGCCAGGGAACAACGGUCGACGAAAAGACAAUUUUGAAGAGCCGGAAAGCGGAUGACGGGACCAUCGCCUACGACAAGUCUGUCCUCAAGGGAACAGAACAUACAAUUAGACUGGCGCAAGGCUAUGCGCCCUUCAAAAUUGUAUGGAGACCCGUCGUCUUUACGUAUGCAUCGAAAGAGGCAAAAGACAGCAAGAUCCGCAGCACGCAGCUACACACUUUCGAUAUCAAGACCACGGCCGAGUUCGUUUUUGACAAGACUACCCACGUUGUGUCCCAAAAACGGAACCUUCCAAAAGUCUUGUCGGGUCUACUCUCUGGGAAGUACGUUGUGACCGGAGAUUUCCUCGACGCCGUCUUGGAUGCUGCCACAGCCUCGGUCGAUGGAGCAGGGAACUACGCACCCUCCAGGCUGGAGGAAGAUUUUGAUGCACACUGGCCCGAAGCAAACGACUAUGUUCCACCUGUUGGUGCAGAGCCGGUCGCGCAACCUCACGAGAUGCUGAGACCCGAUGUUUCGCGCUCGGAGCUGUUCUCAGGAUUGACCUUCGUCUUUCUGAACGAGAGCCAGUACAACAGUCUACACCAGCCUAUCUCUCAUGGAGGCGGCAAAGCGCUACUCUACGACGUGCGACCAGGCGAGACAACAGUGCAAGAAUACGUGGACUAUGUAUGGAGUGUGUUAGGCCUGAAGAAGCCGAGCAAUGUCAGUAGGAAUAGAAUUCCUGUGGUCACAGUUCGUCUGGCAUCAUAUCCUGAUGGUAUGGAAGACUGGGCUGCCAACUUUGUUACUGGAGUCGACCAGGCUCUCAAUCAGCGUUCGAUUCUUCAAAAUGAGUUUCUAGAUGUCAUCGUUACAAAGGACAUAACAUCAUUGCGUAAGCCUCCCGCAGAAGUCGACGAAGUUACAUCUAGUGCAGUCCAGGUUCUCCCAACGAGGCGUUCAAUGCGCGAGUCCACUCCAGCGUCCCAGUCUGGAACUCCAUCACAGGCCACCGAAUCGCAAGCGCACCCGACGGAAGAUCUAGCUAAAACUGUUCCGCGAAAACGUGUACAUCGCGCGAAGACUACAAGCCGAUUCACGGGCUUCGAUGACUACGAGCCGCCUCCAAAAAAAGCGAAGAUGGAGGACACUCGAAUGCAGGACAUUCAGGAAUCCACAGAACCGUCUGCUCAAGCUUCAGCACCCGUUCCAACUUCACCGACACGCUUGGAUCCAUCACCGACAGUUCAUGACAACGCAGAAGAACAGGAAGAGGUCAUGGACGCUCUCUUCCCAGCCGCCGCAGAAAUGAAGCGUCGCAGAGCAGCAACCCGUGCCCCUUCCGCCUCUGUCGAACCCGAAUCCGGCGUGCCCGACCAAAAGCCCAAGAGCAGAGGCGUAGAAGCCAUGGAGAAGCUCCAGCAAGCAAAGAAGAAAGCGAAUAAGGAAAUCAACGUCCGCGAACACACCCGCCUCCGCAUCAAAGAAGAAGACGACCGCCGGAAAGCAGACGAAGAAAACCUGCGAGAAGCGCUCGAAGGGGUCGAUAUCGCUGAGAUGCGGAAUUUGGCAAAGAUUCAGGAGGUAGAGAUCCGCCCACGGGAGAAUAGAGGUACUGCACAAACCCAAUCGCAAGGCCGUAGUGAACGCUGGAACCCCGAGUGGAACGGCCGCAAGAAUUUCAAGAAGUUUCGCCGACGAGGCGCGGAGCAGGGCGUGCAAACCCAAAAGGUUAUCGUCACGCUCGAAGAAGCGCCCCCCAAGAAGGGCUUUGGCGUUGGCGAUGCUUUCUUUCUUGAAGACGUGGAGCCCUCGUUUCGAUUCAGAUCAAGCAAGAAGACUCGAGAUGAUGAUUCUUCGGAGCCGGAGCCUGGUUUCACGAGGCGGAAGCGCACACAGCCGCCUGAGGUGGUCAAUGUUGAAGAGAGCGGGCCGGACGACGAAGAAAUCCAGGUGCCUGGGACGCGAAACAGCAGCGGCAGAACGCAGAGGAUUGAGGAAACCCAGGUCGAAGAGGGUCAGACGCAGACACAGAGAGGCGCGAAGAAGCGGGGCCCUGCCAGUUCUGCGGCAGGUCAACCAGCCAGUAAGAGGGGGAAGGUUAGUAGGAGGGACGAUGAUAGUGAUGAAGAGGAGACUGGGUUUAGAUUCAAGCGGAGGAGGUAGUGAAAAGCGACUUCGAUUUUGUUCGUUAUCUUGUUUCACUGGCGGCUGUCGUGUGGUAGAAGAAGCUCUCGAUGUGAACAUGGUAUGUUUGAGUGCAGAAACGAUACAUCUCAACAAUUGUCAUAGUAACCAACACGACGCCCCAACACCGUCCGGUUUGCUGGAAAAAGUCAAGGAGCAGUUUCGUCUCGUUAAUCAUGGUCUUCGUGCCGCGCUUGCCGACGUGUACAACUUGCCCCCUCUUCACGCCCAAGCCAUAUCUCCACCAGCCACACAAAGCUGGCCGACCUAACACUGUCUGGCCGUGGGUAUUGUCCUCAACGUCCCCCCUUUCCAGCAGGGUUCUACCGCUUUCGCUCGAAAUAGGAACUCGAUGCGAAAAACGCAACGCU
Dothidotthia symphoricarpi CBS 119687 is the source of this 2880-nucleotide messenger RNA. RefSeq lists its product as uncharacterized. Gene Ontology annotation, biological process: double-strand break repair via homologous recombination; mitotic G2 DNA damage checkpoint signaling. The record is from RefSeq and is a predicted model, not a curated record. Gene Ontology annotation, cellular component: Mre11 complex. Bases 101 to 2488 code for a protein of 795 amino acids. NCBI's taxonomy places the organism in Eukaryota, Fungi, Ascomycota, Dothideomycetes, Pleosporales, Dothidotthiaceae. The transcript has a single exon. Gene Ontology annotation, molecular function: damaged DNA binding; protein binding.